Molecule: messenger RNA, 993 nt
Organism: Coffea eugenioides
Lineage: Eukaryota; Viridiplantae; Streptophyta; Magnoliopsida; Gentianales; Rubiaceae
Product: maf-like protein DDB_G0281937
Exons: 10
Coding region: 43-756 (237 amino acids)
Molecular function (GO): nucleoside triphosphate diphosphatase activity
Source: RefSeq, a predicted model, not a curated record
CUCACACAGAGCUUAUCUCUCAACAAGUGCCCGUGGAGAGAGAUGGCCCCAAGGAAUGCGUCAUUUAAGAUAAUCCUGGGUUCGUCUUCGAUGGCUCGUCGACAAAUUCUAUCUGCGAUGGGUUUCGAAUUUACAGUCAUGGUACAUUUGACUGCAGAUAUAGAUGAGAAAAGCGUGAGGAAAGAAAAGCCAGAGGACCUGGUGAUGGCUCUAGCUGAGGCGAAGAGGGAAUUGGAAAGUCUCAAUGCUAAAGGAAAAUGCAGAGGUCUUUCAAGUAAUGUUUCCAAUAUUCGUCCAGCUUUUCAUGACAAGCGUGCGGAUGCUAUAAUAUCGAGGCUGAAGAAUACCAGUUAUCUGGGGGAAAAAGAACAGCCUGUGCUGUUAAUUACUGCAGACACAGUAGCGGUGUUUGAAGGGACUGUCAGAGAAAAACCUUCAAGCAAGGAAGAGGCUCGCAAAUAUCUCCGAGACUAUUCCAGAGGUCAUACUUCAGUUUUGGGUUCCGUUGUUGUAUCCAACCUAACAUCAGGUAACAGAAAGGGAGGAUGGGAUAGAGCAGAGGUUUAUUUCCACGAGAUACCAGAUGACGUUAUAGAUAACCUGAUUGAGGAGGGGAUAAUACUCAAUGUUUCUGGAGCCCUGAUGCUUGAACACCCACUGACAUUGCCCUUUGUUGACACAGUGAUAGGCACUGCUGAUCAUGUCAUGGGGCUUUCAAAAGCUCUCACAGAAAAGUUGAUUCAGGAAGCCCUGUAGCUGCUCUCGUGUUUUCCAACUCUUACUGCAUCUUCAGCUUCUAUUGCAAUGUACUGAUGCAGUCACACUCACACCACCACCAGAGCUGACCAUUAGGUGCUUCUAAAUAGCCAUAUCGUCAUAAUAGUCCUCCUGCUUGUCUUUCCAGAUAUGUUUAGGCUCGACAGAGUUUUUCCAUUUUGUAUCUUGAUUCAAAAUGAAUGUUCUAAGAAAACCAUUUAUCUUGAUUGUUACCAA